AUGGGCAAUGCUGGCGAUGUGAAAUUUCAAUAUUUGGCUGCAAUAUUUGUAAACAUUGCAUCAAUUUCCUUUGGCGCAUUCUGUGGCUGGCCCUCCGCUAGUUUUCUGGAGCUCUCCAGCAAGGACAGUCCCUUAGAGACGGGCCCGCUCACGCAUCAGGAUCAGGGCAAUGUGGCUUCAGUGCUAUGCCUGGGAGGCUUGCUGGGCAAUAUUUUUUUUGUCUGGCUAGCCGAGCGCAUUGGACGCAAAGGCUCAUUACUGUGGACUACUCUGCCCUGCUUGCUUGGCUGGAUAGGCAUACCUUACGCUCGGAAUCCUGCGCACUUGAUUGCUGCACGCUUUCUGGGCGGCUUCGGAGGCGGCGGUGGCUUCGGCGUCAUUCCCAUUUAUGUAGCAGAGCUGGCCGAGGACAGUGUGCGUGGCGUGCUAGGCACAUUUUUGAUUUUGACUUGCAAUGUGGGCGUGCUGCUGGUCUUUGUGCUGGGCUACUAUUUUAAUUAUGCCACAGUCGCUUGGAUGGCCUCAACGCUGUGCAUAGCUUUUGUUGUGUGCUUCUGGUUUAUGCCCGAGACGCCGCAGCACUUGCUGCAGCUGGACAAACUGCAGGAGGCGGAGCAGUCACUGCGCUAUUAUCGCAACAUACGUGCGCGCGUGUCCAAGGAGCUUAGCGAGGAGUUGCAACUGGAGCUGCAUAGAUUGCGCACACCCGAGAAGGUCGAGCCAGAAGAUGAUUGCAUUGAAGAUAACAAAAAUAGGCUCAGCUGGGCUGACUUCACGGAGCCCACAGCGCGCAAGGCCUGCCUCAUUGGCCUGGGCCUGCUGCUGUCCAAUCAGGGCUGCGGCUGCUUUGCGCUGCUCAACUAUACGGCGGUGAUAUUCGAAGCGUCCGGCGCCAGCAUGCCGCCUACGCUGGCGGCCAUAAUGGUGGGCGUCAUACAGCUGUUGGGCACAUAUGCAUCCACCUUGCUGGUGGAGCGUGCCGGACGCAAGCCGCUGCUGCUGAUUUCAGGCGUGGGCAUCUGCUUAAGCCAGUGCGCCAUGUGCGCACACAGCUAUCUGAAGAGCACGGGCUACGAUACGAGCGGCUAUGACUGGCUGCCCGUUGUGGCGUUCUCCUUUAUGCUGUUCAUUGCCUGCUGGGGACUGCUGACGCUGCCGUUUAUGGUCGUGGCCGAGAUACUGCCGCCCAAGAUACGCAGCACUGGCAUGAUGAUGAUUAUGUCUGUGCUCUGGAUGAUUUCGAUGACCACCAUAAAGUGUGUGCCGCUGCUGAUUGCCAAUUGGGGCAUGCAUGGCACCAUCCUAAUGUUCGCCUGCCUAACGCUCUGUGGCACGCUUUUCAUUGCCAUCUGUGUGCCCGAGACCAAGGGCAAGUCUGUCGAACAGAUACUAGCCAGCUUAUAGGCACUAAGCCACUUAGUAGCGAGUCUAUGUGUUCCAACAAGUUGUCUGUUGUUGUUGUUGUCAUUCGUUAUCUUUAAGCAUUGCUUAUGUGUAAGAUCAAGGCGCGUCUUUGUUGUAAAUAAAACUAGCAUUUUAUUAUUA
Molecule: messenger RNA, 1545 nt
Organism: Drosophila busckii
Lineage: Eukaryota; Metazoa; Arthropoda; Insecta; Diptera; Drosophilidae
Product: facilitated trehalose transporter Tret1
Exons: 5
Coding region: 1-1404 (467 amino acids)
Biological process (GO): carbohydrate transport; transmembrane transport
Cellular component (GO): membrane
Molecular function (GO): sugar transmembrane transporter activity
Source: RefSeq, a predicted model, not a curated record